Messenger RNA from Thlaspi arvense, 2144 nucleotides. The record is from the annotation of a GenBank genome assembly. NCBI's taxonomy places the organism in Eukaryota, Viridiplantae, Streptophyta, Magnoliopsida, Brassicales, Brassicaceae.
AAAAAAAAAUCGGUCCACGUCCCAAACCCUUUUUAUAGGAGAGUUUAAUGUUCUGGCAGAAGACUUCACAAUCUCUUGAUCAUAUCUCUCUCUCUCUCUAAACCAAACCCAAAAAAAAAUCUCUCAUUUUCUCUCUCUCUAACAAUCUUUCUCCUUUCGUCAAUCUCGUGAUCUUCUUCUUCUAUUUAUGGACAGAGGAUGGUCUGGUCUCACUCUUGAUUCAUCUUCUCUCGAUCUCAUAAACCCUAAUCGUUUUAAUAACAAUCACCGCCGCUUUUCGAAUCCAUUGACGACCAUGUCUAGAAUUGGCGACGAUGAUGAUCAAAAGACGAAAAUAUCCACUGCAGGAAGCGAAUUUAGGUUUCCGGUGAGUCUCUCCGGUAUCCGUGACCGUGAAGAUGAUGAUUAUUCGAGUGGAGCCGCCGCUGGAGAAAACGACCGUGAAGUUCCCGGCGAAGUGGAUUUUUUCUCCGACAAGAAAUCUAGGGUUUGUGACGACGACGACGGACUUCGCGUUAAGAAGGAGGAGCAUGAUGAUCGAACCGACGUAAAUACCGGUUUGAAUCUUCGAACCACGGGUAAUACCGUGAGUGAUCAAUCAGUGAUCGACGAUGGAGAAUCUUCCGAAAUGGAAGAGAAGCGUGCAAAAAAUGAGUUGGUUAAGUUACAAGAUGAGCUGAAGAAAAUGACCAUGGAGAAUCAAAAGCUUAAAGAAUUACUUACACAAGUGAACAACAAUUACACUUCACUUCAGAUGCAUCUUCUUUCAAUAAUGCAACAACAACAACAACAGCAACAACAGAACAAGGCAAUAGAGGCUGCUGGAAAACCUGAGGAGACGAUAGUACCGAGGCAAUUUAUCGAUCUAGGCCCUACGAGAGCAGCGAGAGAGGCAGAGGAUUUGUCGAACUCUUCGUCAGAAGAUAGAACUCGUUCGGGCGGUUCUUCUCCGGCAGAGAGGCGUGGGAACGAAGUAAGAGACGGAAAGAGACUUGGGCGUGAAGAAAGCCCCGAAACCGAGUCUAACAAAGUUCAGAAAGUCAAAAAUAGUAGUCCGUCGACGUUUGAUCAAACCGCUGAGGCUACGAUGAGGAAAGCUCGUGUCUCGGUUCGUGCCCGAUCAGAAGCUCCCAUGAUAAGUGAUGGAUGUCAAUGGAGAAAAUACGGCCAGAAGAUGGCUAAAGGGAACCCUUGUCCUCGGGCUUAUUAUCGUUGUACGAUGGCUACGGGUUGUCCCGUUCGCAAACAAGUUCAACGUUGUGCGGAGGAUAGAUCGAUUCUGAUAACGACCUACGAGGGAAACCACAGCCAUCCGUUGCCGCCAGCCGCGGUGGCGAUGGCUUCGACCACCACAGCCGCAGCGAACAUGUUGCUAUCCGGAUCAAUGUCUAGUAAUGAUGGGAUGAUGAACCCUACCAAUUUACUAGCUAGGGCUGUUCUUCCUUGCUCCACAAGCAUGGCUACAAUCUCAGCCUCCGCACCGUUCCCUACCGUCACAUUAGACCUCACCCACACGCCUCCGCCUCCUAAUGCUUCCAACUCCUCUUCUUCUACAGCCGCCGCUUCCAACCACAACUCAUUAAUGCAGCGGCCACAGCAGCAGCAGCAGCAACAACAAAUGUCCAACUUAUCCACGGGUAUGUUACCUCAUGUAAUAGGCCAGGCAUUGUAUAACCAAUCCAAAUUCUCCGGGCUGCAGUUUUCCGGUGGCUCUCCGUCGACGGCGUUUUCACAGCCGCACGCGGUGGCUGAUACAAUAACAGCACUCACCGCUGAUCCGAAUUUUACAGCGGCUCUUGCAGCCGUUAUUUCUUCUAUGAUCAAUGGUUCGAAUCACCAUGACGGCGGAGGAAACAAUAAAAAUCAGUAGAAAAAAAAAGAUUACAAUUGUUUUGUUUUUGUUUAUUACAUCUCCAUUCUUUUUUUUUUUCAACUGGUCAUAGGAAACAGAGAGUUUAUUUCAUUGAUUCGUAUUUGUUCUGUUUCGUACCAAACUUCCAGUAAAUAUACAAAAGAAAAAAGAUUUUAAUUUCGAAUAAUAAUUUAGCUUUUUAUUUGUAGAUGUAUAAAAAUUAGUUACGUAUCUUAGCAUUGUCUUUAAUACAGUAAUGAAGUUUCUUUUGUUUGUAUGAUACUAUAUAUAC